GUACUACAGAUCAGGCUUGGAAAUGGUUCGGAUGGCUGAUGUUUAUGAUGAGGAGGGAAGCCUUGAAAAUGCCUUUAUUUUGUACAUGAAAUUUAUGACGCUAUUUUUAGAAAAGAUACGAAGCCACCCAGACUUUGCUAGUCACUCAUCAGCUGACAAAACCAAUAAUACUAAGAAACUUAAGGAAAUUCUUCCAAAGGCUGAGAGAAUAAAACAUCAACUCAUAGAAAAAUACCAGCGGGAAUAUAAAAUUAUAGUUGAAGAGCAGAAAAAGUUGGAGGAGCAAUUAAAACGCAAGCAAGAGGAAGCUGAACGUCUUGCACAGGAAGAGGAAAAAAGGAAGAAACAACAGUAUGAUGAGGAUUACAAGAGAAAUAGAGAUAUAAAAGAUGAAGAGAGAAGAAUUCAAGACCUACAGUCUGUAUAUCAUAAAAGCCCUGCAUUAGCCUUGGAUGAUGCUCCCCCAGCUUAUGAUGGUUUAGGUGAUGUGACCUAUCCCAUAUCAGCCUUAACGUUGAAUGAUGUGGAUCAAGAUGAGAGAUUAAGUGUGCCACUUGGAGACAGAAGCCCAUCUCCCAAUACUACAACUUUUUCUUCCACCAAAUCUAAUUCCUUACCCAGCAUUCCAUCAAGAGACCUCAAAGCCUGUACACUACACAGCAUUCCAGUAGUGGACAGGGGAAGUAAACCAGAAUCACUACUAAGUGCCAAUGCAGGAACAAAGAUUGGGGGACUUCGUGAAGUAAGGGUGCCAGAGGAAUUAAUGGCUAAAUUCAUGGCCUUGGCCCUACCAAAUACUUUACGUAAUAUUGAAACCUGUGGGAUCCUUGCUGGUAAACUGGCACAUCACAAACUUUUGGUGACACAUUUGCUGGUUCCUAAGCAAUGUGGCACAGCUGACUCUUGCACGACCCAGCAUGAAGAGGAACUCUUUGAUUAUCAAGAUAAACUAGAUCUUAUAACUGUUGGCUGGAUACAUACACACCCAACACAGACAGCUUUUCUGUCUAGUGUUGAUCUUCACACACAUUGCUCUUACCAACUGAUGAUGCCUGAGGCUGUGGCUAUAGUAUGUGCACCCAAAUAUGAUGAGACAGGAUUCUUUACUCUCAGUCCUAAUCAUGGAUUACCAUUUAUUUCCAACUGUCAACAGAGUGGAUUUCAUCCACACCCUAAAGAGCCUCCAUUGUUCCAAAAUGCCAGCCAUGUCUCACUUGAGAAAAAUUUCCCCAUAAAGGUUAUUGAUCUCCGGGAGUUUGAGUGAGUAGAUAUCAGAGUGGGAAGAAAUUAUGAAAUGGAUUUAAUUCCAGACAUUGUUGAAAAUAUAUUUUUUAUUAUAUAUCAUACCUGAAAUCUUACAUAGUUAUAUAUAAUAUGGUAACAGUGACUAGAUUUUGUUGUUGCUAGUGAGAAAAACUGUUAUUGGUGAACUAAUUAGUUUUAUUUUUUAUAUAAUAUUGUUAUUAGCUAGAUUCAAAGUACCAAAUCAAAUCUAUUAUUACAACUGCUGUUCUUUUAAUGGCAACUUUAUCAUGUUGUAUGUGAUAUGAAGCCUUUUCACUUUAUAAUCAUGUUCUAUUAGAUGUUCAGUAAAUAAUGCUUCUGAAACUCCUGAUUGUAAUCAUUAACAUACUACAAAUUAGAGUUGUUUGCUCUUAAAAUGUGAAGUCCAUGGCUUACACUCCUGAUUGGUUUUUGAAAAAUUGUAUGUAAUGAGAAUCUUGCAUAAUGCAAAGUAUGUUUUUCCUGGAUUUUUUAUAAAUUAGAGAUACGUUCCAUAUCUCAGGAAAUAUUUUUCACACAGCAUAGAGACUAAUCAUAGUGAUCAAACAAGAAAGGGCUAUUCUGUGUUACUUCUGACAUUUUCUUACAGAAUAAUUCUGUAGUGUUGUAUACAGUAUGACGAUGUAGUUUAAUGCAGAACUACAAUAGGUGAGUACAGAAUGGUUCAUAUGGGAAUGAGAAAAUGCAAGUGACAUGAAGUGAUUAGAAAUAAAAUAAGUGAUGCAGUAGGAUUUAAAAAAAAAAAAAAGAAUUAGUAAAGCCUAGCCCCACACUAAUUUGUAAUAAUUAAAUCACUUGCAUUUCUCUUGUUUCUAUACAGUAUAAUAGAUCUCUGUACAUAUCAAUAUUAGAUGCUUCUGCACUAGACUAAGUUUUUCACACAAUUACAGGAUUUUACUAAAAUCUUAUUUACUAAAAAAAUACAGUAGACAACCACCUUUUGCACAAAAUACCUUCCAGAAAAAUGGAGUUAUUCAAAAAAUGUGAUAGGUAGAAUGAACAACUUGUGGGAAGAAAGUAGGUUAUGUUCUAUAUCACCUUCAAAAAAGUCAAGCACCUUUUCUUGUAAAUAUAUAAUUUACCUAAAAUAAUGAACAUUCAUUAAUGAUUUGCCGGAAGUACCGGCAAAUCCUUAAUGAAUCAAUCAAUGAACAAAGUAUUGUGCAAUGAUUUUAAAAGGCACUCAGAUGUUACAGGCACAUUAAAGCAUGUUGUUAUAGUAUAAUACAGGAUGAUUUAACAUAGCAUAACCUGAGAAAGUCGAGCUAUGUGAAUACACUUGCUUCAAAUUCUGGUUGUUAUUGCUUAAGUGGCUUGAUGUCAGUGGAGAGGCUUGGUAUGGCCCUACUGGGCCUCACGGGGUAGUUGAAAUAGAGGGCUGGGGUUCGUGGGCAGAAUUGGAUGGCUGAAGUGAAUGGUUGGGAUUACAGGAACCUUGAAGUAUUCUGUCAUGCAUCUCUGCUGUGUUUUACCCAGCAGUACUUUAUACAGCUGAUGGUAGGGCAUCAUUGAUUGGUUCAGCAUCUGUUUCAGAGUAGUGCUUCUAGAUGCAUUAGAGGUCCUCUUCAAUGAAAAAGUAAGUUUAAGAGCAACAUGGAAUUGCUUAUGUAGCUGUUGAAAUGUUAACUGUUUCUCUGCAGGCUCUUCUUCCUCAUCCUCAACUUUGAGUCUUUUUCUACUUGGAAAUUCAACUCUGCCAAAAAAAUUUCUAGACUGAUUUCUUCCUUGUUAUCUAAUAGUUCAUUGAUGUCUUCUGGCUGCAUGUCUUCAAAGCCUUCAUCUUGCAAUCUCCUUGCCAGCUGAACAGUUGCCUCAGCUUGCCUCUCAAUUGACAGAAUUGUGAAAAUAUUCACACUAGGCCAUAAUUUUGCCAGCCUACACUUAUUGUUGUUUUUGCACAUUAUUCCCCUUACCUUAACUGUUUAUCCCUACAUCCUGUACCUUCAUCUAAAUAUUUUAAUUAAACCAUGCAACAGUAAUUGUUGUAGUAGCCAAUCUUUUUCAUUACUCUCUACUAGAUGAAGAGGAGCUCAUGCAUACAUAGAAUGAACUUAUAAAAAAAAAUCAGUACACUUAAUCCUUUUGGGAUGGGUCCUGUCAUACUACAGCUGUGAGUGGUGAAUUUGGGCCCAGAUAUGAGAGCUUGGAUCUAUGUGGUAAGUGUGCGCCAUAUAAAAGCAAUCCUGCAGCAAGCAGUGCAUAAUGAGAGAGAGAGAGAAAUUUGGGGUGUAUUUUUGUAUGGUUCUUAUGGUUGCAUUCUUGGUCUCACUUGAUAGAAUGGAAGAUAUAUUACAGAAAUAUAGAUAAUUUUGAUUGGUUUCAAGACUGAAAGUUGCUUGAAAUUGAGCUCGAAUUAGUAGAAAUGUUCGAUUUUGCCGAUAUUCCAGAGUACACAAAUUAUGUCACUCAUACAAUACGUGUCCAACUGGUCAGUCUGAUAAAUGUUAACAAAUGUGCUGACAUUUUCUUCUAUAAAAUUAUUACAAUAAUGUAGUUGCAUAACAGCAAAUCUAUUUUUUGUGUGAAUAAAAAUUCAAAAUGCAAAGCAAGUGUAAUACAAGAGGCCUGGGGAUGUAACUAAUGAACAGAGGAAGUGUUUUGAAAUGCCAGGAAUGUCUACAUUGUUUACUCUGGACCCUAGUUUUAAAUUGGCAAUUCUUUAAUUUUGUGUGAAUUGGCCAAAUUACCAAUUUCUAAUCACUUUAGUGAUAAUUCUGAUCACUUUAGUGGGUAGUUGAAACAGUUAAAUUGGCUGUUUCUUGUACUUAGUUGUUAGAAUAGAAGGAAUACAGUGGACCCCCAGUUAUUGGCCGCUUCUGUUAUCAGCCAACUUGGUGGUUGGCCGUUUUUUUUGGCGCCCGGUUAUCGGCCGUUUCAGUGAUCGGCCAUUUGGGAUGCAUCCGUCCGCCAGCUGGGGCUGCUUGCGCAUCAGUUUGGCUGCAUCUUUCGGUGUGGGAGAAAGCUUCUGCUCGUACAUCCAAACAUUUUGCGUGUUUUCCAUUUUUUUUGUAGGUUUUUUGCAGUGCAACUGUGAAAUAAGUAACCAUGGCUCCAAAGAAAGUUCCUAGUAAAGUUCCUGUGGUAAAGAAAGUGACAAACACCAUGGAAUUUAAGCAUGAAGUGUAGCAGGCAUGCAAGGAGUGUAGCAGGCAUGCAGGAAGUAUAGCUGUUAUACAGGAAGUGUAGCAGGCAUGCAGGAAGUGUAGCAGGCAUUCCAGAAGCCAGCAUUAGUCUUCAAUAAAGGUAUGUAAUGCUGAUUUAAUUGUUAAAAAAAAUAUUUUUUGGUGAAUAUUUUUGUCUUGAACGGUACAUUAAUUCUUAUGGGAAAUAUUAUUUCGGUUUUCGGCCAGUUUGGUUUUAUGCAGAGCUUCUGGAACAGAUUACAGCCGAUAACCGAGGGUCCACUGUACAAGCGAAAUAGCUUUGAUUUUGGUCAACUAGAACAAUAGAAUUGGCCAAAAAUAGGGCUCAAACUGGUCAGAAUCACUGAUGUGUAAAUAUCACUGAGACUGUUAACUUUGCAAGAGUGUAAUUCCUUAGAUUUUCCAUCAAAUUUUGUACUUUUGGUUUCGUUACCUUUGGAAAAAGAUUCUCUAUCCUUUAAUUUUUUAUUUUUUAAUUCUUCGACCUUGAGAGCAAGUUUCAAAUCAGGGGUUCUGACCUUGAAAGGGUUAACAAAUGAAACAAAAAGUAAAAUGAAAAAAUUCAUAAAUCCUGAAAAUUAACUGAUGGGUGGUGCGAGAGAUCUGACUUAAACAAGGCUGAAGCAUUUGCAGGCAAUGAUUCUUAUGAAAGAUGGUGCAUUGAAAUUUGUUUAAUGGUCUAAUAGAAGGGAGGGGGUGUUUGCUUAAAAACAAAUCUGCUGCAUGGAAGUGAUGGAUGUGGCAAACUACGUCUGCUGCGUUGAUAGCCUACCAGUCAUAGACAAAUACCCAACACGGUGGACUUCACUGCAUUGGGUAUCAAAUUCAUACUUAGUUCUCUGCACUGAUGACACUACCAGACAGUAUUAAAAUGCAGUCAAUAAAUUACAAUGGUAUGAUACCUGAAAAUAAAAGUUAAAAGUAUAGCACAGUACAGUAAUUUUUCUUAAAUUUUCUGGUGGAUGGAUGAGCUAACAGUUGGAUUCUGUGUUGUCUGGUGGUGACUCAGAAUACCAGCCAUGCCAUAAGUUGUUGAUCAAGCUAUGCUGUUUAUGGAAGUAUCAAAGCCAACCAUUACUUGCCCCAUAUUAUAUGCAUAUAUGACUUGCUAGCUUCUUAGCAGCAGAGUGAAACUUAGCAGAAUGAUGUUAACACCAGCAGUAUGCUAUUUAUGCACUGGUUUUUCAACCCUUUCUAUCUUGGGCCAUUUUUUUUAUGCAUCCUAGGAACAACUGCAGAUUUUUUGCUAGCCUUUACACUAUGUUAAUAGCAUAUGCUGUAAGUUUGUCUGUACUUCAAAUGUCAGACACUGCCUUUGCUACACUAUUCCUCACACCCAGGCCACCAAGACAUCAAAUCCCCACCUGCCUUAUUAAUUAAAAUUUCUACUUAGCACUCAAAUUUACACACUUCUUGGCACUGUCACUGGUUUUAGAGGCCACUGAUAAUAACACUGUCCAAGAUAAUUUUUAAGGUAAUGAUAAAUACUGUAUAUCCAGGGAAAAUUUGAGACCAAAUGAUGUGAAUGAAUACACAGACAAUAACGAACUCAUACAGGCUAAGCUACUGGCCCCACUUGUCCAGGAACAAUGAAAAUGAACAGGUCCUGGACACAGCCCAGUCCAGACAAACUUGCGAUGAAGUGUACCUGGUCAGCUCCAUCAAUGAUAUGACAAAUGGACAUCUGUGAUGCAGCAAGUUGACCCACUGUAUUGAUAUUUCUACUGGACUAGCUGAGUCUUUAUCUGGCCAGAUUUGUCAGGUUUAUCCAAAAUCCAUUGCAUAAUAGUUCGUUACACUAGUGCUUUAUGGGGUUAGUUUAUAGGGAUGUAGGGAAUAUGUAGAGUUAGAGGGUAGUUUGUUCCUUUGAUAAAGAACCCUUCACCAGCAUGUGCAUUGGCAGGCAACAGCCUAAUGCAAGGAUUCCUUGUACAGUGUAUUGUAUUUUGAAGGCUAGAGUAAUCUCUCUCAUAUUAAUGAAUGCACAGGAAUCAGAGAAAAUUCUAAAUUUGAUAGCUUUCUCUUGUUUGGAAAUAAUUCUAUAUCCUGUAUUUUCCAGAUUUCAAUUCAGAAUUGUUGUUUGAGGAAAAUAUAAAAGUGUCUUUUGAAUACUCUGUACUGUAAUAGAAUUUCAAAUAAGAGUUUUCUGUAUACGUAUUUCAUAACAUGGUAGGAACAUUUAAACGAAAUCUGUAUAGUACCUACAGACUUUUAAGUAGUCAAAUAGAGAGAAUAUUUAUGAUAUAAUUUUUUUUCUUAACAAACAGUAAGGAACCCAUAUAAAUUAAUUUUUUAUUUUGGCUUAGUAGUAGCUCCCCUCCCCCCAACAGAUGAGGUGGGUAGAUAUUGGUGAGAGGAUUCUCAAUCCAAGGAAGUGGACUUAUCCUGUUCUUUGUUGGAUAAUCUGAAUGCCUCCCAUUACCCACCAAUAUAUGAAUCCCCCUGAUUUAAAUAAAAAUAAAUUAGCUGCAAUUCAGGGUCUCUAGUUUAUACAGUAAUAAAACAAACCAUCUGCAUUAAGUAUGUACAUUGUUUAAGACUAAAAUUUAAUGUUUGUUACUAUUAAAGUCAAAUUUAUUGUGAUAAGUUUUUCCUUUAACCAAUUCUAUUUGAUCAGUCAUUGAAGAAAGAAACGAGUAACAGUUCUGCUGUAUACGUUAGGGUUGGGGGGGGGAGUUCUUUUAAAUUUUCAUCCAAUUGGUAUUACGAUGAAGUACUUUACAACUGAUUAGUACAUAUUGUGGUAAUGCAUAUGGUACAGUACUAAAAAAUAUCUAUGUACAUGGCAAGUAAUAGGUAAUCUUUAGGCUCAGUGUCAAAGUCUAGGAAUAAACCAAAUUUAUUUGAUUCCUUGAGUUUAGUAGCAUCCUACAAAGAUUUAAAAUUGUAAUGGAAAAUAUGCAUAACGUGGAGGUAAAACUAAGUUUAUUAGUGAGAAUACUCUACGUAUUUUCAAAUUAAUUAAUAACAUACAAUUCAAGUAAGUGUUUUGACGUAGGAAAAUCUGCUUAAAUAUGUAAAUACAAUAUAUAUAUUAUACAUUAGUGUAAGGUUUUAUGAUCACACCUAUGUAAUAAUCUUGCCAAAUAUUAAUUGCUGCAUGAUGUUGGUAAGGCAUAGCCCAUUUAGCUUUUAGCAUCAUCACAUAGCCUAAACUUUAACUGACCACACUAUGAAGUUGUUUUCCUCUAAAAAUUUUAUUACUCUGGUGCCAAAAAGAAGAAAGCAAUGUUAAUACUUCAUUCAUGAGUGAAUUAUAGUUUCUGCGAGUUAAAAGGAAGUUUAUACACUUGAGUAUACUUAAUUACUGCAAUCUCUUCCCCCCCAAAUUAUAGCUUUAGCAUAAUGUUUUGUAAAUAUAUAAAAUUGGUGUGGAUUCUAGUAUCAAUUGUUUUUCCUAAUUACAUGCAGUGUUAUAUGAUCCUUAUGGGUUUAGCACUAAGUUAUGAUUAUAAUUUCCUAAUUAUGAAAAGAUGAUUAAGGUAUUGACUAUACAGUCAAACCUCGAUUUUUGUAUGCCCUAUUUUUCAUACGAUUCAGUUUUUGAAAACCUUUCAUUGAAAUUUUAUCCCAGUUUUCGUACAGUUGAAAAUGGUCCAUACCAAACUCGUCCACCUGCUCGCAUGACUUGGCCACUCAUUUCCUGGAAUCGAACACCCAAACAAAGCAUCCCAUGCGUCCGUGACUCAGUCUGCCUUUGUUUCUCGAGUGAGCAUCACCCCGUGCAUUCAUUCAAAACAUUUCGUAAUAAUCCAGUGUUUUUUGUGCUUGUUUAUUCAGUGAGACUGAUAAAUAAGCCACCAUGGGGCCAAAGAAAGUUUUGAGUGCCAGCCCUUUGAUAAAGAAGGUGAGAAACACGUUAGAAUUCAAGAAAGAGCUUGUAGCAAAGUAUGAAAGUGGCGUACCCGUGGCUGAUCUCGCCAGGAUGUACUGGAAGUCAGCAUCAACAAUCGGUUCCAUCCUGGUGAAGAAAAAAUAAAUCAAGGAAGCUGAUGUUGCAAAAGGGGUAAAUGUGCUAACAAAACAGAGAUCGCAAACAAUUGAAGAUGUUGAGAAGUUGUUGUUGGUGUGAAUCAAUGAAAACUGUUAGUGGAAGAUAGUGUUCUGGAGGCAAUAAUUUGUGAAAAGGCAAGGCAGUUGCAUGUGGAUUUCACAAAGAAAAUGCCUGGAACAAGUGCUGCUGUUAGUGAAUUUAAGGCCAGAGGCUGGUUCAACAAAUUCAAGAAGCAAGCUGGCAUACACAGUGUGGUAAGGCAUGGUGAGGCUGCAAGUUCAAACGAACGUGAGGCCGAAGAAUUUGUUGAUGAAUUCAAGGAGUACGUAGAGGCUGAAGGAUUCCUCCAACAAGUUUUCAGUUGUGACGAAACAGGCCUCUUUUGGAAGAAAAUGCCAGAGGACCUACAUCACGCAGGAGGAAAAGGCACUGCCAGGACACAAACCUAUGAAGGAUAGGCUAACUCUUUAGUUCUGUGGUAACGCUAGUGGGGAUUUCAAAGUGAAGCCUUAACUGGUG
This is a messenger RNA of Cherax quadricarinatus, 8940 nucleotides long. NCBI's taxonomy places the organism in Eukaryota, Metazoa, Arthropoda, Malacostraca, Decapoda, Parastacidae. The record is from RefSeq and is a predicted model, not a curated record.